UUCUGUAUGGUGAUUUGCCAAAAACAAAAGAGAAUGUUGUGUAUGUAUCGAAUCAUCAGUGUACAGUUGACUGGAUUAUAGCGGAUAUGUUGGCCAUCAGGCAGAAUGCUAUUGGACAUAUUAAAUAUGUUUUGAAAGAUGGGUUAAAAUGGCUUCCUUUGUACGGGUGGUAUUUUUCUCAGCAUGGAGGCAUCUAUGUAAAACGAAGUGCCAAAUUUGAUGAAAAGAAAAUGAGGAACAACUUACAAACCCAGGCGAAAGCUGAGACUCCGAUGUAUCUUGUGAUUUUUCCUGAGGGAACACGUUAUAAUCCGGAGCUCCCAAAAGUCAUUGCAGAUAGUCAAUCAUAUGCUAAUAAAGAAGGGCUUGCUGUGUUAAAACAUGUUCUUACACCACGAGUGAAGGCUGCACAUGUUGCUGUGGACUCAUUGAAAGAUUACUUAGAUGCAGUUUAUGAUGUUACAGUGGCAUAUGAAGGUACAGUGGACCUUAAAGGACAAAGAAAAGUUGCACCAUCCAUGACAGAUUUUCUUUGUAAGGAGUGCCCAAGAAUCCAUAUUUAUGUUGAUAGAAUUGAUGUAAAGGAUAUUCCGAAAGAACAGAUGUACAUGAGAAGAUGGCUUCAUGAGCGUUUUGAAAUCAAGGAUAAGUUACUAAUAGAAUUCUAUGAUGCGAAAGAUUCUAAAAGAAGAAACAAGUUCCCUGGGAAAUGCGUUCAUUCCAAACUAAGCCUCAAGAAAACUUUACCAUCCUUACUGUUUUUAAGUGGCCUAACUGUUAGUAUGUUACUGACAGAAUCUGGAAGAAAACUUUAUGUGAAAACAUGGAUAUAUGGGACUUUAAUUGGCUGGCUAUGGGUCAGUGUUUCAGCAUAAGGAGACCAUACUGUCUGACACUCCUUGUCCUGUCUUGCUCAUCCCGUGAAACUCUCAUGAAUUUAUAAUGAAAUGUAAAUAAAGCCUUAUUAAUGGAACUUUGGAUAAAUUGCAACUUGUGACCUGUGGCCAUUGUGGGAAAUAAUCUGUAUGUAUUUGUGCUCCUAAUUUUUUCAAGAAGUGCAGCAAAGAAGCAAUUCUGUCCUAACACACCUUUCCCCAUCUGCACAUGUCAAAAUAUGGAUUGGGUUCAGUGUUUUGGCCAACAGAACGAGUUAUAGCAGACAACUUUUUAUUCUUUCCCCAACACCCUGGAAAACCCUCUUAUAUAGGAAACCAUGUGGCAUUUGGGACUUCAGCAGGAGGGGAAAUCUGUUAUAGUUUCCCAUAUUCUUAUGACAACUUUUUGAUUAUUAAUGGAGCUUACUCCAGUCCUGCAAGAAUAAAGACAGCCAUAUGUGGCAGAUUUUACCUCCCCUGCCCACCAGCAACGUUCCAUACUGCUUUGCAUAGUGUUUUGGAAAGCUACCUAACUCCCAGCAGCAGCUUUUCAGAGGCCAGAAAGUUUCUGGGGGUUAGGAAGGCCCAUAGAAUGCUGCAGCUAAGUUAUUUUGCUCAUGGAAGUUUGUAUUAAACUCUUAUUUGUUUAUAGAAGUUAAGUAGCUUAAGUGGACAGUGAACGCUGACAAUACAUUAGGCUAAUAGAUUCAAUCCUACCAGCAUUCUGCUGGCAGAAGGAUAAGGAAGGUUAUUUGUCUGGGUUUCCCCUAUUACUGCAGAACCCCAUUUUUUUUGUCUAGCAGAUUGUCUGGUCCUACCUAGCCUUUUGAGAGUCUGAAGAGGAAGCUGGUGGGAAACUGUUAAGAUUCACCCCCAUGUAGUUUUUUUCUGUCCAAGUUUUGUUCAUUCAUUCACAACUAAAAACCAAAACUAACAUUUACCAACAUCUUGCUUUGUCAUUUUAAUUUAAAAUUUUCCCCAAGUUUGCAAAUACAUUAGUAGAACACAAAUAAUUGCCUUUAAAGUAAAAAAAAGGAGAGACAAGAAUAAGUUAAAUGAUAUUAGAAGCAAGCCUUUAUUGGCAUAGACAGCAGUACAAUAAUAAUAAAAACAGAUUAAAAAGCAUAUACAAUACAGGAUAUACAUGUUAGGCAAAGGAAAUCUACUGCCAUUUAGUAAUUUCCAGGAGAAAGUCUGCCACUAUCAUACAGAGAGAAGGAUCGACUGCAAGUUAAAUGAUAUUUGAAUGUGUUAUGUAGUCAACUGACUUUAAUUACUUUUGUUCACAAAACCUGUGGCUAUUGAAGUCUGAGGCUAAAUUAUUUGUAAUCUGCCUAUGCUAGAUUCCCUGAAGCGCUCGUUGGAGUCCUUCAGCCAAGCUAUUGUUAACUUAUAGUAUGUGUGCCAUAAAUAGUGGUAAACAUUCCAAAGUUUCUUGAUAUCUCCAGAUAGCUUCACACAAGAUCAUUUCUAUGGAUAGGAUUGCAUCUCUUCUGAAGAGAUGUACAAUAUUUAUUUGCUGUGAUUGUUCCAAUCAGGGAUUGGGGGGUGGGGGUGGGGGGAUGGGGAGGAAUGCCAAGUGGUCCUUAGUCAUAUGGAAGCAAAUGGCUGAGUACUGCAUUGAGCAAUGCUGCUAUGCAGCCAAGAUUGUAUUUUAUGGUAACAAGGAACAUCCUCGUGUUCUUGCCAAAAUGUAAAGUAUGUGCCUUUGUCUACUGAUUUUGAAUUUUACCUAAUGUUUCAUGAUCAGUGUAUUAAUACUGUAAUUUUGGAAUACCUUCAAAGCUUUCACAGUUGGUGUGCACAUCUGAUAGGCUGAAAUUAUGAAACUGAGGUAUGCAGUUUGCACUGUAGAAUAUUAGUGGGAAGUGCAUAUUUUCCUGUGUUCACAAAUACAUUUUUAAGAGCCAUUGAUUCUUGUAGCUAUUAUAUUUAGCAUCAUAUUGGGAAAAUUAUUUCCUGAUGUUACGGGGCUAAUUGUUCUGUACUGAGAAGGGGAAAGGAUCCUACUUGAUACUUGUUGCUUUGUAUUAAACAAAGAUUCCACCAUAAA
Molecule: messenger RNA, 2928 nt
Organism: Sphaerodactylus townsendi
Lineage: Eukaryota; Metazoa; Chordata; Lepidosauria; Squamata; Sphaerodactylidae
Gene: AGPAT5
Product: 1-acylglycerol-3-phosphate O-acyltransferase 5
Exons: 7
Coding region: 87-875 (262 amino acids)
Cellular component (GO): endomembrane system; mitochondrion
Molecular function (GO): acyltransferase activity
Source: RefSeq, a predicted model, not a curated record